AUGGCAUCCAAAACAAAUGAAGGUGUUGUUUCUUCAGUUGUUCUUACUCCAAUUUUUGGUGGAACUGAUUUUGAAUACUGGAAGAUAAGAAUGAGAACACAUUUGAAAACUGAAGGUUUGUGGACUAUUGUUGCAAAUGGCUUGGAAGAGCCAGACAACGAUGGUGAUCUUACAGCAGUAGAGAUGAAAAAUAUUGAGGCUAGCAAUGAAUGGUAUGUUGAUAAUGGUUGUAAUAAUCACAUGACUGGAGAUGAAAAGGCUUUCCUCUCAAUUAAUAAUAGCAUCACUACUAAAGUUAAGAUGGGGAAUGGAGCCUUAGUUGAUGCAAAAGGUAAAGGUACUAUUUCGAUUAACAUGAAAGGAAGCGGCAAGUGUCCAACAAAGGCAUUAAAGGACAAGACACCAGUUGAAGCUUUGAGUGGAAUUAAACCUUCUGUAGCAGCAAAUGAGAAGUUUAGAAAAUAUGAUGGAGAAAAGAAAGUUAAUAGCUCACUUUAUAAGAGUUUAAUUGGAAGUUUGCUAUAUGCUAAUUCAAGAAGGCCAUAUAUUAUGUUUUCUGCUAGUUUAUUAUCCAGAUUCAUGCAAGAAUCAAGCCAAGUGCAUUUUGGAGCUGCAAAGCGUGUUUUACACUACUUGCAAGGAAAAAUGGAUUAUGGGAUAAUGUACAAAUUUGGUGGAUAUUUGAACUUAAUUGGUUAUUUUGAUAGUGAUUGGGCUGGAAGUAUAGAUGACAUGAGUACUUUUGGUUAUACUUUCUUAUUUGGAUCAAGUAUUUGUUCUUGGUUAUCAAAAAAGGAAAGUGUUGUUGCUCAAUCCACUGCCGAAUUAGAAUAUGUUCCAACAUCCAAGGCUACUUCUCAAGCUAUUUGGCUUAGGAGAAUAUUUGAAGACAUUGGUGAAAAAACAAAAAAAAAGGACUGUUAUGUAUUUGUGAUAACAAAUCAGCAAUUGCAAUUACCAAGAAUCCAGUCAGCCAUGAAAGAUCAAAGCAUGUUUUCGUCAAGUAUCUUUUUAUCCAAGAAGUACAAGAGAAAGGCGAAAUGCAGUUGCAUUAUUGUCAGACAGGAGUGUUGA
This is a messenger RNA of Solanum lycopersicum (tomato), 1074 nucleotides long. The record is from RefSeq and is a predicted model, not a curated record. NCBI's taxonomy places the organism in Eukaryota, Viridiplantae, Streptophyta, Magnoliopsida, Solanales, Solanaceae.